Bactrocera dorsalis (oriental fruit fly) is the source of this 2087-nucleotide messenger RNA. RefSeq lists its product as uncharacterized. The transcript is spliced from 2 exons. The record is from RefSeq and is a predicted model, not a curated record. Lineage: Eukaryota; Metazoa; Arthropoda; Insecta; Diptera; Tephritidae. The coding region runs from base 507 to 1517 and encodes 336 amino acids.
UAAUUUCCCACAAUAGUGAUAUGGAUGAAUAAACCCUAGGUUUUACGCCCAUCUCCUAUUGUGGAAUUGUGAGGAUACCCGAACCAACACCACCCUAAGCCAAAGUGUCGAGGUACCCGUGCCAAGGGCUGAAUGGUCAGCGGGGGGUAAUAAAUAGCUGAUCGCGAACGGUCCCCUCCGAUGCCCGGGCGAGGUCGGAGGUAUAAAUCGCCUUCUCUCCGUAUACCGGCUCUGCGGACGAGUGACCAACCCUUUCCGGCUUACUCGUGGGACCAAAACAUGAACGUAACCAAUAUAACAACAACAACAACUACAACAACAACCAUGACGACGACAACAGCAACGACUACGGACAUGAGUUACAGGAAUCCGAAGAGGACGAACUGCUUGCCUCCAGCCAGGAGACAAGUAAGAGUACUAACGGACGUACCAACCAAAGUACACCGGUAGAUACAGCAGACAAUACAUCAAAAUUAAGGGAGGAGGCGUCCACCUCCACGGCUGCCAUGAGCACCAACCAAAGUGCACUGGCGGCUAAAAGAGACAGCAAAAAGAAUCACAAGAAAUCCCAGAAUCAGCUGAGGAAAAACCGGUACCAGAGGGCGGUCUUCAUACUAGGGAAGAUAGCCAAAGACCAGGCAGCCGGUACCCCAGUUGAUGAGGCUGAAACAAAACGCCUCAAAUCUAUCGUAGAGGAAUAUGAAAGCUACCUGAAAAGGAAGCAAUCACAACCUCAAGAACAGAGCAAAAAAGAGAGCACUUCUCGGAAGAGAAAUCGCUCCACGACAGAAGUACCCGGAACUCAGCCCAAAAAACCGAGGAGGAGCGAAGGAGAACACAGCUGCACAACAACGGCAAGGCAUUUCUGCGAUGCAGCCAGAGAUAGCCUGCAGGUGGCCAUUAUAGAUGGGAAAUCCUCCUCUCCGAGCACUAUACGAGAGAGGUUUGUGGAGAUCGACGUCAGAUUGUCGAGUAUGGUGCUAAGCUAUGUACUCGACAAUCCGGCGGUUCCUCACCCGGAGUUUGACUCCUCUGAGACCCUCAGGGGCUACAGGGUCAUCAAGUGCGCGGACCAGGCCUCGCUGGAUUUCCUGACGGGUAGUGUUGCUAAAAUUAGCAACGCCUUUGAAGGCCUCCAAUUGAGGCUUAUACCCGCCAGCGAUAUUCCGAAGAGGCCUCGGGCUCGCAUUUGGCUACCCCCACUAGAGGAGCCAGGCGAAAAACUCCUGAGGUGCAUUAAGCUGCAGAACAAAUCUAUACCUGGUAUAGAUGAGUGGCAGCUUAUCAAGGAGGAAAAACCAAACAAAGCAAGCAAGCCAAUACUAGUGGCCAUUUGUGAUGAGUCCAUUGAGGCUCUGAAGAAGACUGACAACAAAAUCAGCUUCGGAAUACGCAAGGCCAGAUUAAAAAUCUUCCAAGGCGACAAAGCGGCUGACGAAGACGACACGGAAGAGGUCGACGACGCCAGCCAGUUGCUAAGGAAUGUGGGCACUGAAGAACCCCGGGAUGCCCAAUAAAAACAGCAUAAGAUGCGUACAGAUUAACCUGCAGCACUCGAAGAGUGCUACAGCGAAUCUGACAACCCUCGUGAACGAGGGGGGCAUCGACAUCAGCCUAAUACAGGAGCCCUGGUUCAAUGAGAAUUCCAUAAAAGGGCUAAACAGCAGCAAUUAUAACCUGUUUUACACGCGGAACAGAGGUAAACCUAGGGCAUGCAUUCUUAUCAAUAAAAGUAUAAAUGCAUUUCUUUGUCCUAAUUACAGCACAGCAGAUAUCACAGUGGUGAAGGUGGAACAGAAGGAAAAGCCCUUCUUCUUGGUCUCGGCCUACUUGGCCCAUGACGAAGACAUACCACCGGCGCCGCUCACCAGGCUAGUAGAGGAGAACAAGAAGGAUGAUGUCCUAAUAGGGUGUGAUGCAAAUGCAAGGCACACCGUAUGGGGUAGCUCCAGUAUAAACACCAGAGGUCAAAAACAACAACACCAGAGCAAUAUGGAAAAUUGACAGAUAUGAUGGAGAGUAAGCUAGAUGUAGCCAACGGUUUCCACCAGCGUCCUAAGGAAGAUGUGCAGGCUUUUUGGAAAAAG